AUGCUCCUCGUCUUGGUCGUCACGGCUGCCUUCAGCCUGCUGCCAGGUGGGACAGCUCAGUACUCUGAGCAGUUUGACUUCAGCGCAUGCUCAAUCACGGUCCUGGGACAGACAUUCACCACAGCAUACGUGAACAUCUCUAGUGGAACCGUUGAUGUCUGUUUUGACGACUACAACGGUGACGUCUGUUUGAGAUUUUCUAUUACCUUAGCAAGGACGGCAAGCAGUUCCACCAGAAACGGAAACCAGAAUCCAGGGUCUGUUUACCACCAGAACAUACCAUCGCUGACAGGACGCUCCACCUGCCUUUCCACGCUGAACAUUCUUAGUCAAUCAGGGACAACCAUUUAUAAUCUUCACUUCCGCGCAUUUGGUGAGCAAGGAGUGCUGCAAGCUGCCACACAAGGAAGUGGACUGGACCUCACAGUUCUCCUCAACGGGGAAGAGAUCAGACAAGUCACAUCGCCGUCCUCGAAGAUCUUCACGGAAAUCAGCGGCUGCCAACACAAAGGGAAAUAUUUCUUUCCUGACACGAGCGGCUGCGACUUGGAAGCGCUAACUAACAGGAGCGACUCUUCUAGCUGUGUGAGAGACAUCAAGGUGUGCACAGUGACCGCCUCCAACGUGGUUUCCUUUGACGCCAACUACUCUGUCUCGGUGGACGACCGCUGUGCCUACACACUCUUCUCGGAAUCAAAUGUGCAGGUGGUGGGUGUGUUCAAGGAACGCCGUCGUAAAGACGUCAUGUUCUUGGACCACGUGAUCAUCCACCUGACAGAUUUGGACAAUAUCAUUCAACUGGGACCAGCAGAUCGAGUGAAGAUCAAUGACACCGAGCUGAACUUGAUGGUUUCAGAGGAGACACAUGGCGGCGUGGAGUUCCGCAAGAACGACACCGGUGUCACCGCUGUCAUGUCGUACGGCGCCAACUACACCACAUCGGUUUUCUUUAAUGGCAACACCGCCCAGGUCGACAUGACAUAUGUGUGGAUGUUAGCAGAGAACUUUCCUGUUUCCCGCGACACCCCCGAGGGUUUGUGCGGCAACUCCAGCUUGACUUUAAGUGAUGUGAAGUCGUCGUUUUUCAGCUCCGAGGGCUGUGAGAUGCAGUACAGCGAGCCAGCAGAUGAGUCCAUCAACUGCACGGCAGUGACUGAACAAUGUCAGGUCCUGAACAACGGUGACUUCACCGACUGUCAUGCUGACAUCGACCCAAAGGCGUACAUCAGCGCCUGCAACCACACACUGUGUCAUUAUCCAGAUGUGGAUGGCCUCAGAUGUGAGUUUUUGGAGGCCUACGUUCAUGCCUGCAGCCUAAAGAACCACACGUUGGAUGGUUGGAGAACAGAGGCCAAGUGCUCCGACCCUCAAACCUUCUGUCAGGACACUCGCUGUGUGGAUCAUGAAUUCUGUGCCGAUGGCGUCAACGGUGGAGUCAGCUGUUUCUGUCGGGCCAUUUUUGCCUCCAAUCAGACUUUAGAUGUGCUCCCGGUCUGCGGGGAGAACUUGGCCUCUGUCACCCUGGUGGGUUGUCUCCUGGAGGAGCGGGGCGUGGACUACAGGCAAAUUCACCUCAACAAUGACUCGUGCACUGGCCAGGUGAACGAUUCCAACCACAUGGUGACCUUCAGCUUCGGCAGUCAAGAUCCCUGCGGCCUCCUGGUGAUGGCCAACGCCAGCCAUGUGCUCUACAAGAACACACUGGUCAAUGCCUCGGGUGUCCCUGAACCGUUCCAAAUGGAGCUGUCCUGCUUCCAGAGCCAACCGGAGCUCAUGAGCAUGACCUUCCAGAUGCAAGACAAUUCAGUGGUGCAGCAGAUGGUGUCUGGGUCUUGGAACUACACGCUGAACAUGACCGCCUACAUGGACUCAGCACACAAACAUCCGGUGCGGCCUAACAUGGCCAUCCAGCUGAACCAGAGCAUCUAUGUGGAGAUGAUAACGGAGGGCUUGGACGGCAACCUGGUCUCCUUGUUGACCAACUCCUGCUGGGCCACCAGUGGGCCAUCGCCCGAUGAGGGUCUGAGAUACGACCUGAUCUCUGAUGGCUGUUCCCAGUCUAGCCAUCUGGUCAAGGUGGGAAAUAACGGACAGAGAACAUCAAGCGACUUCCGCUUCCAGAUGUUCCACUUUGUUAAAAGCGCCUAUGAAAUCUACCUGCACUGCCAAGUUGAACUGUGUCCCAACCAGAACGGAGACUGCCAGCCGAGUUGUGGUGGUUCUACGAAGAGAAGACGACGCAGGUCUGCCAGGUCUGAAUAUGUUGAUGAAAGCCCCGCCCUCAUCAGCAUGUCCUGGACCAAUCGGGAUGUUUCCGUGGCGACUUAAAGAGGGUGAACCUUCAGAGUGACUCCAGACACACUCCUGAUGGGAAAGUCUUUUACAAGUUCAGUUAGCUUAGCUACGACUGUGCACUUGCUAAUACUGUAUGUUGUUGUAGCAUGGUGUUGGG
Molecule: messenger RNA, 2452 nt
Organism: Dunckerocampus dactyliophorus (ringed pipefish)
Lineage: Eukaryota; Metazoa; Chordata; Actinopteri; Syngnathiformes; Syngnathidae
Product: alpha-tectorin-like
Exons: 18
Coding region: 1-2328 (775 amino acids)
Source: RefSeq, a predicted model, not a curated record